This is a messenger RNA of Symbiodinium sp. CCMP2456, 5655 nucleotides long. NCBI's taxonomy places the organism in Eukaryota, Dinophyceae, Suessiales, Symbiodiniaceae. The record is from the annotation of a GenBank genome assembly.
AUGCUGGCACUCUGCAUCAGCUUGCUUGGCAUGGGCGGGAGUGUUUACGCUCUUCAGUCAGCUGUUAGCAACCUGCGCCCCUCGAAUGGUCUGCCGAAGUUUUUCCCAGAGGACAGCAAUCUCGGCGGAUUGCAGGAGCUUCAGAUGCGCUUCGGCAACGAGACAAGCAUUGAAUCGACGGAGCUCAAGCUUUGCCACGGCAGGGCGCAGGAUGCCAAGCUUGCCUGCGAUGGGGAAAGCAGGCCAACACCGACCGUGGUGCCGCCGACAGAGCCGCCGCCGCUUCACCUGCCGGGCAACUUCAAACCUGCCGCGAUGCCCCGGCCGUCACCGCCUCCAUCACCGCCACUGCCGCAUCCGCCACUGACACCGCCAUCGCAAAACCACCCUCCUCGUCCGCAGCCGACGCGUCGGCCAGCCGCAGCUUCUCAGAGGCCUUCGCGGCCUGUUGGGCCUUCGUCGGCCUCAGGGCCUUCAGCCGAGGCCGUGGGAGGCUUCGACCUGCAGCUCGAGGUGAAGGGCCACUCCUCUGCCGACAUCCAGGAGUUUGAGGAUCUCGUGCGAGACCAGAUCGUGGAGAGCUUGCAGCUUUCGCCCGAAGACCUCAGCUUCGACAUCAAGAAGGUUAAGGUGCUCGACGGGCGCCGUCUGCAGGGCCAAUACGAGGUGACUCUUCAUUUUCAUCACGUCACCCCUGAGAAGGCCAGUCCUUUUCUGUGGAAGUUCGAAGUGGAGCACUGCACAUUGGCCGCAUCAGCCGCUGCCCCCCCCACACAGGCCGCAGGCAACGCAUGCAACGCAUGCGACCCCGCAGCCCCCAAUAACACCACUCUCUUCCUCUCGCGAACCGACUACAACUUCACCGACCCGUGCUCCCGUGGCGUCACAUCCGGAAGCACAACACACGCGGCGUACCACCGUUCCUCCAACGCAGUCGAAGCUGACAACAUUGCCGUCAACUGUACCUGCAACAUCCACAUCAGCAAAGCUUUCGCCUGUGCUCAGCUAAGCAACCACGGCGGUGUCCUCGAAUUUGAGGCCCAGCACGACUUCCAUGAGGAGUCGUUCAACAGCACUGGGCUCAGUCCAGUCGACGAAGAGAGCCGUUUGGCCCCUCCAAGUGCUCUCAGAAACGAGUGUGCAAUGCAGCUCCAUCUCCAACCACGCGGAAUGCCUCACGACCGCCUGGCCGUCAUCCAUGUUCUGCUGGGUGUGCGAGAGGUCAGGGGCGUUGGCAGCGCCUAUGCCUAUGAGCUCGACCCCACCUUCGACUUGUCUCGGCGCGAGGCGCAGCUGGCCAUCGUGGACUUCUGUCAGCGCUUGCGACAGGAAGCACAGCUCAAGGUUGUCAAAGGGCAGUGGAGCUGCUGGCCAUCGAAGUUGAAGGCCGAUUUCACCUGCCAUGAUUUCCUGCUGCUCGAAGCCCGGCUGGGAAUUUGGAAAGGAGAGAUGGAUGGGCUUCUGACAAGUGCAGGCCGAGGAUGGCAGCGUGUCCUGGCCGGGGGCUUGGGCCGGAUCUCGCAGUACCUCGCGGGGUCCAGCCGCCGCCUCGGUGAUUGGCAGCUGUCUGCGAAGCCGAACGCGAAGAAGCGGCGAAGCUUCAAGUCCACUAAGGAAGACACCGCCCAGCGUGUCUUCGACGAGGUCACAAAGAAGUACAGGGGUCGGGGCCGCAAUUCUCAAGAUGUGCUUGCUGGUACUUCUGCUUUCUGGUGCCAGCCGAGUCUCAAGCUUUUCGACUUUCGACUGUACGCAACCAGAUCAGCAACAGAGAACCCUGCCGACGUAACCACCUUUGCCAGCAAGUUCCUCAGUGAGAGCGAUGACACGCUGGAGCACAUGGCCAUGACCGGUCUCAGUGCAAAGCAGCUACUGAACUCGCUUCAGCUGGGGAUCUGUGUGAUUGACAGCUGCUCUCUGCAGAAAGCAGCUGGCGAGUCUGGCCUUCAGCCUGCCGAUGCAGUCAAGAAGCUGCAGGACCUUGGCUUGAAAGUGAUUUUGAUUGUGUACGAUGACGACGAGGUGGAGUCCCAGCCCGCGGGGCUGCUGCUUCACCGGGCCUCCUUGGACGACGGGGCGGAGGUUGCUCGAGUCGCUGCUGAGUACGAAUGCGCCUUCGCCGUUCCGGCCAGGGCUGGUGAGGCAUCGUGGCCAUGGACGUUGCAGAUGGAGUACAAGCACUGGGUGCAAGCUGCGGCUUCACUUUGUGAGGUGCACUUCACUGUAGAAAGCAGUGGAAACUUCACUGCCAGGCUUCCUGAGGCAAUGAAGAAACACUUGCGAAAGCUGCGCUACCAGAAGCACCCAGAGGUGUCCAGAACCAAGCAGCCGCAACCCCAGGACUUCAAGGAGCCCUUGCAGUGGGACGCAGGACAGGCUUUCGUGGUGACCGUGACUCGAGGCGAGCGACACGAAUGGCUUCUGUGCAUUGGUGAGCUGGAAGACGCAGCGAUCCUACAGGAAGCAUCGCACCUGGCCUCUUACCUGUUGGGGACCCACGGAGCAGACUCGUGGAUCGAACGUGAGGACGACCCCAGUAUCAGUGACGCUCUAUGUGAGAUCGGUGGUUUGUGGGGCGCGAGCCGGUCAACCCUCCUUACCGCGGCCAGCGGCCCGCAUGCAGGGCUUCGCGGUCUGGGCAUCGGCAGCAACAAAAAGCUACGGCAACGAGCAGCCCUUCUGGCGCUGGCCGCUACUGCUUUCGCCCAGUGGGGUUCGGAGGAGCCUCUUCCAGGCAGCGCUGCCUCACUGAAGACCCUGGCGACAGCUGUCCGCGAGACAUUGCAGCCAGAGGGCAAAAAAGGGGCCGAGGGCCAGAUUUCAAGGCCCUUGUCUGACCUCUUCCAACGGGCGGAGGCUUUCCCAUCCGCCACGCGAGGUGGCCAGGCUUUGGUGGCGCUCGGCGCCUUCACACGCAGUCUUUGGCUCUCCGUCACCUUGUCUGCACAAACUUCCACUUGCCAGUCCGGCUUCGAUCAGCACGUUGCCAACCGAGGGCAUCGCGUGCUUCGCAAUGCUGUCCACUGCCUCUUCUUCAUUACGAACAUCUUUCAAUGGAGAUUCGGGCUGAUGGAGGCAGUGUCGCUCAUCAUUUUCUGCGGCUUCUCUGUGGACUAUCCCUUGCACGUGGUGCAGGCGUAUGUCCAAGAACGUAGCAAAGGCGCGCCAGUCGAGGAGUUUGUAAUCUAUGAAAGCGGUUUUCGAUUCCUGGAAAACAGCUUCUUCUUUUGGAAAGCCGUGGCAAGGCGAUCACGGUUCCACGAGUACUCUGCAGGAAGGAUGAUUGCCCUUCCGCCCAAAGUGCCACCUCCGCUACUCACUUCCGGAGACGAAGCUGAGCAGGAUGGAACAAAUGCGGAGGAGACUGCAGAGGUCCUGGCUGACCAGGUGACGUGCAUUCCAGUUACGGCUUUGUCCUUUGCCAAGCUCGCCGAGGAUUUAAGGCAACUCCAGGAGCAGCUCGUGGAGGCUCAUGCGAGAGAGGUGUCUCUCGCAUCCAGCACUGCAGACGGCCGUCGAUCGUCAAUGCUAUCGGUCCGCUCCACGGCAUCUGCUCCAGGCAUCAGCCUAUCGCCCUGCAGCGCGCAGAGCCUUGCGACGGGACAAGGGAAAGACCGGAGCAGUUUCUCCCUGAAGAAGGAUGCCGACAGUUCCGACUUUAUGCCGGUCUCUCCGUCGCGUGCUGCUUGCAGUAAGGGUCCCUCGCUGCCAAAGCGUUCACAGAGUGGAGGUCCAGGUGAGCGGAGCGCACUCAUGCCACGGCCAAGCAGACACGAAGGUGCAGAUGUCGACGCCAACACAGAGGCUCCAGUGGCGCUCACGGUGAGGAAGUCUUUGAUGGUGGAGGAUGCGAAGACGAUGUCCCGCUCGGUCGCAGAGCAGGCCCGGAGGCUCAGCAACAACUUGGAGGAGCAAGUUCUGGAGGAGCUGGAGAAUGUGCCGACCUCAUGCCAGUUGCGUGGAGAGUGGGCCAUCAGUGACGAGGACUUGGUCGAGCUGAAGAAGCGUACUAUCAAAUGCAGCCCGACAAAGCGCUCGACAGGCUCGGCCCACUGGUCUUACUUGCCACCAAGUCAGCGAGUCUACUUUCACGCUGGGGAGGUCAUGCUAUCGGAAGAUGCACAACCUUGGAUAUUGCGGCCCUCAUCAAAGCCACGGCUGGUUUGGGAUGUCCUUGCCCUGGUUGUGAUCGUCUACGAUUUGGUGACAGUGCCACUCCAGGUCUUUCAACUGGAUGCGGCCUUCCACGAGACCAAGCGUGGUUUGCAGCUCUUCACCACCGUCUUCUGGCUGCUGGACAUCCCCACCAACUUCCUGACCGCUGUCUACAUAAAUGGCGCUUUGCAAGUGGACCCCUACAAAAUUGCUCGGGCCUACAGCCGAUCUUGGCUCUGCUUCGACAUCCUGGUUCUGGUCCCAGAUGUGAUGGCCAUUGUCGAGGGCGCUCAAGAUGCCGCAGAGGGUACCGAAAGUAUAGGUCUCCUCCGAGCGGCACGAACCGGUCGUUUGCUUCGCUUGGUUCGCUUCCUUCGCAUACUCAGGCUUGCGAAGUUGCUCCAGGUGUUGGGAUCGCUCUCGGCACGCAUCAACCACGAGAUGGCAUUGCUUGCCUUCGGCAUCACGAAAAUGAUCUUCCUGACCGCAUAUCUCGGUCAUUUGCUGUCUUGCCUUUGGUUCGCAGUUGGUGAUGUCGAGGAUGGCUGGGUGUACACCAAGGGCCUGAAUGGUGCGCCUUUCCAUCUGCAGUACCUGACAUCUUUGGAGUGGGCACUGUCCCGCAUCCAUCCCUCGGCCAUGCAGAACAACAUGUCCCUUCAAACGGGUCCAGAGCGAGCACUUGCAAUCGCUGCGAGCUUCCUUGCUCUGGGGGUUUCCUCCCUUUUCAUCAGCAGCAUCACGAACACCAUGGCGGACAUAAACCGAGAGCGGCAGCGGAAGAAACAGAUUCUUUACUCGGUCCGCGACUACUGUGGUUCUCAUCGCAUCUCCUCCGGUCAUACACUGCGCAUCAAGCAGUAUGUUGAGCGCGAGCAUCAUCGCAAGAAGACCCAGCAGCUGCACUUGGAGCUCUUGGAGACCCUGCCGAAGGACAUGCUCUUCGAGCUCUUCCACGAAGGCCGCAGCCAGGCACUGCAGCAUCAUUCCCUCUUCGACCGGCUUGGCCGGAUAGAUCCUGUCAUGGAACUCAACUUCUGCAACAAGGUGCUGGCAGAGCUUCAUGUCAUGACCCUGGACAAGGUGUUCAAGUCUGAAGACACGGGCAAGGCCAUGUACAUUCCCGCAGCGGGGCAGUACAACUACGAGUACCUUCCACCAAAUCUUCGGGCAGCACCGGCCCAACCGAAGCAUAGCAAGAUGCGGCGCCUCAUGCAUCGCCUGAGUCUCCGCAGCACCGAAUCCAAAGUGUGGCCGACGGAGGUCGCAGCCACCACCACGGCAGUGGGUCCAGGCGAUUGCUUGAGCGAGUACUGCCUUUGGGUGGAUGGAUGGAAGCACCGCGGCAAUCUACAGGCGGCAGUUGACGGCAGGUUGAUCUCGGUACAGGUCAGUGAGAUUGGCAAAUUUCUGCAAGAUUUCCCUGCAACUUUGGUGGACACAGCACUUGCUCCUUCAACAUGGCAUUGUCACAGACCUCCCGCUGCCUUCCGCCUCUGA